Molecule: messenger RNA, 510 nt
Organism: Amphimedon queenslandica
Lineage: Eukaryota; Metazoa; Porifera; Demospongiae; Haplosclerida; Niphatidae
Exons: 3
Source: RefSeq, a predicted model, not a curated record
UUAUUUACAAUGCCUUCUUACCUUCUCUUGCUUAAUGCAAUACUUGCCUUCAUGGCUACAACAGGUUGUGGUCAAAGCACUUGUUGCAGCAAUGGGCCAGUCUACUGCCUUAAUGCAAUAAAAGACGUCUGGCUGGAAGGAGGAUCAAAUAAAAACUCCUAUGGCCUUAUAAUUGGUAAACAUCCGGAAUUCCCCAAGAAAAGGAGUCUCAUUCAAUUUGGGGACAUACCAAGUGAUUGUGGCAACAUUGUAUCAGCAAAACUUUACUUGAAGUAUUGGUAUUCACACAAAGCCAGCUGGCAGAAUAUAACUAAUAUCAAUAGAACAGUACAAGUUCAUCAGGUCAAACAAGAUUGGACAGAGUCACAGGCAACAAGUACUCAUCACAAGACUGGAAUAAAAUGGAGCAAACCUUAUCUUGCUCUUGAUGGGACUGAUGCAAAUCCAAAUACUUUGGACACUGUUAUCUUCCCUCCUACUAAACCAUGGCUUCAACUGGAUAUCACUGAA